Messenger RNA from Talaromyces marneffei, 987 nucleotides. RefSeq lists its product as uncharacterized. Lineage: Eukaryota; Fungi; Ascomycota; Eurotiomycetes; Eurotiales; Trichocomaceae. Gene Ontology annotation, cellular component: intracellular anatomical structure. Bases 1 to 987 code for a protein of 328 amino acids. The record is from RefSeq and is a predicted model, not a curated record. The transcript is spliced from 2 exons. Gene Ontology annotation, molecular function: oxidoreductase activity, acting on NAD(P)H, oxygen as acceptor.
AUGUCUUCGGCACUCAACUCUGCCUUGAAAAGGAUAUCCAUUAAACAUGUACCCAAAGCAUUAACAUUAUCGCAACAUAAAUCAAUUGCACUCCCUUAUCGGGUGAUUUCCAACUAUGGAACAACAAGAACCCCUCCCCCUUCUACGACAGACCACAUCCAAACAAAAUUGCCUCCUGCAUUCGGAACACAGAAUGCACAGCGAUUCCGCGAAUUCAAUCUUGAAGGUCGUGUCAUUGCUGUGACGGGCGGUGCGCGCGGGCUCGGAUUAUGCAUGGCUGAAGCGUUGAUGGAAGCUGGCGCAAAUGUAUGGUGUCUCGACCGUCUUGAAAAACCAGACGACGAAUUCAACGUCGCCAAAGAACGCUCCCACGCCUCGUAUGGCGGGAGCAUGAACUACGCCCGCAUCGACGUGCGCGACAGCGAACAGGUGGACAAUAUCCUGGCCGAAAUUGCAGCGGAAAACAAACGUCUAGACGGCAUUAUCUGCAACGCCGGAAUCAAUCACGUCCACACCGCGAUUGGCCACUCUCAAAAAGCGUUGGAGGAAGUUAUGGCGAUCAAUUAUAAUGGUGUCUUCAAUUCGGCGACUGCAGCAGCGAGACAGAUGUUCUAUUACAAGUGUAAUGGGUCGAUGUUGUUGGUUGCGAGUAUGAGUGGGUUGAUUGCGAAUAAGGGGAUGAAUUCGCCCGUGUAUAAUUCCUCCAAAGCGGCAGUCAUUCAACUGGGAAAAUGUCUGGCGAUGGAAUGGGGUCGUCAUGGUAUUCGGGUGAAUAGUCUCUCUCCUGGGCAUAUACUUACCGCCAUGGUUGAGAUGGUCUUUAAAGAGAACCCUUCUGCGCGCGCGACUUGGGAGGCGGAGAAUAUGCUGGGAAGACUGGCCUCGCCGGAAGAGUUCAGAGGUGCAGCAUUGUUUGCGCUUAGUGAUGCCAGUUCGUUUAUGACGGGCAGUAAUCUGGUUAUUGAUGGUGGACAUACUGCUUGGUAA